UUGAUUUUCUUUGUCAUAAUCACCCUCUUUUGGUGUUUCCUAAUGCUUCUCAGGCAGCAUGGAAUUAAACCCAGAUUAUCACCCAAUCCCCUCUUCACUCUCAAUCAGUCUUAUCUCCAUUUUAGCACAAAUCCCAUUGAUGCCCAAUCUCCAUUCCCAUCAUCUGAAACCCAAUCCUUUGUUAAAACAAUCUGUUCUCAAGUCUAUGAAUCGUAUCAGCAACAAGCCUUCUCUAGAUUUUCACCUCCAAGGCUCAACCUUAACAUCAAUCCUUAUUCUUUGACCCAUGAACAAGCCAUUUCAAUCGUUGCUUUUCUGGCUAAUGAAUCUGGUUCCAUGGUUGCUCUAAGUUUCUUUUACUGGGCACUUGAUAUCUACAUAUUUAAACGUUUCAUGAGGCUUUACAUUGUAACUGCCACUUCUUUGAUUAGAAACGGUAACUUUGAUAGAGCCAAUGAAGUAAUGCAAUGUCUGGUAAGAAAUUUUUCUGAACUCGGGAGGUUAAAGGAGGCCGUUGGGAUGGUUUUUGAGAUGCAAAAUCAUGGCUUGAAGCUAAAUGCUGAAACCUUUAAUUGUAUCUUGGGGGUUGGUUUGGAAAUGGGGUUGCUUGAUUAUUUGGAGAAAGUGUUUGAUGAAAUGUCUGAGAGAGGGGUGUGUGGGGUUUUUUGUAGUUAUAAAUUGAUGGUAGUUGGGUAUUGUAGAAUGGGGAGGGUUUCAGAGGUUGAUAAGUGGCUGAAAGAAAUGCUGGAAAGAGGGUUCAUUGUUGAUAAUGCUACUUGCACAUUGGUUAUCAGUUUGUUCUGUGACAAGGGUUUUGCAAAUCGAGCACUCUGGUACUUUGAUAAGAUUGUGAAGAUGGGAUUUAAGCCUAAUCUGAUUAACUAUUCUUGUUUGAUUAAUGGAUUGUGUGAGAAGGGUAGUAUAAAGCAAGCCUUCGGAAAAUUGGAAGAAAUGGUUAGGGAAGGAUGGAAGCCUAAUGUGUAUGUACAUACUGCUUUGAUCGAUGGGCUUUGCAAGAAAGGAUGGACUGAGAAGGCUUUUAGGUUGUUCCUUAAGCUUGUUAGGAGUGAUAAAUACAAGCCAAAUGUCCAUACAUAUACUUCUAUGAUCAGUGGUUAUUGCAGUGAGGAGAAGUUGAAUCGGGCAGAGAUGUUAUUGAGCAGAAUGAAAGAGCAAGGUUUGGUUCCUAACACCAACACAUAUACCACUCUUAUUAAUGGCCAUUGCAAAAUGGGAAGUUUUGACCGAGCAUAUGAAUUGAUGCGUGUAAUGGAUAAAGAAGGUUUUACUCCGAAUAUAUAUACAUAUAAUGCAAUUAUUUGUGGUCUCUGUAAAAGGGGAAGGGUUCAAGAAGCCUAUGAACUGCUUAGAAAUGGCCUUCUGCAUGGAUUGCAAGCUGAUAGAGUUACGUAUACCAUUCUCAUUACUGAACAGUGCAAGCAAGCUAAUACUGAGCUAGCUAUGGCCUUUUUUGGUAAGAUGAUUAAAGUUGGCCUCCUGCCUGAUAUGCAUUCAUAUAACACAUUGAUUGCAGCAUUCUGCAAGAAAAAGGAAAUGAAAGAGAGUGAGAACCUUUUUGAGGAAGCUUUAAGGCUUGGAUUGGUUCCAACCAAGGAAACUUACACAUCCAUGAUAAGUGGGUACUGCCGCGCUGGAAACUUAAGCUUGGGGCUCAAGUUUUUCAACAAGAUGAGUGACCACAGUUGUGUACCAGAUAGCAUCACAUACGGAACAUUGAUCAAUGGACUUUGCAGAGAGUCUAGGUUGGAGGAGGCAUGCCAGUUAUAUGAGACUAUGAUGGAUAAAGGGCUCUUUCCAUGUGAAGUAACUCGGUUAACACUUGCUUACGAGUAUUGCAAAAAAGGUGAUUCUGCCAUUGCCAUGGUUAUGUUGGAAAGACUAGAGAAAAAACUUUGGAUGCGCACGGUUAACACCUUGAUCAGGAAGCUUUGUAGUGAGAAGAAAGUGGGCAUAGCAGCAUUAUUCUUUCAUAGAUUAUUGGAUAAGGAUCGCAAUGUUAAUCGUGUAACUUUGGCAGCAUUCGUUACUGCAUGUUAUGAGACUGACAAGUUUGCUCUUGUCUCUGACCUGAAUGAAAGGAUCUCUAAAGGAAUUGGUUAGGGCAAAUGGUCUAUGUAUUCAAUCAAAACCUUUUCUGCUGAAGCAGGUAACAUGUCAAGAAAUGAAGUUCCCUUUUUUGAGUUUUUCAAAAAGAAGUCAAUCUUUUGAUCCCUUUUCCUUGGUGGUUUGAGAUUCUUCAGUUCCUUUUCCGUCCAUUGGCAUUUCUGCUGUCAACUGAAAAUUCAAAGGACCUGCCUACUGGAUAAUUUAGUGCUCCUCAGGUAUUGAGGAAUGCAUUAUUAUAACUUUAUUUUGUGAAAACAAAAAUAAAAAGUUUGCAUCGAUCACAUUGAAUGGCAAAAUGAAUUUCCCUGUUUAUCCUCUCAAGUCUUAGCGGAUGUUGUUAGUAAGAUGUUAGGAUUCCAAGGCUUUGUUUCCAGGAAAGAAAGGGGCAAACCUUUGUUAUUGUUACCAUACUAGGAACUAACUUUAGUUGUCUAAUAAUUAAUUCCUAGCUCACUUACAAUGCAAAACCUUUAAAGAUACUCUAAUUCUUAUCAUCAUUUUAAAACUUUCUAACCUCUAAAUGGUGUCCUUUUGUUGGUAGAAAAAAGAACAUGACAUUAAAAACUAGUAAAUAGUGCGAAAUACAACCAUAUCACUAGCAUCAUCCUGCAACAGUGGCAAUAAAGAGUCUUGAGAAGAACCACAAAUACAACUAAAAACAUUCUACUAGAGUCAUUAAAACAUAACAUAUCCGAAGAGGACAAAGUGUGAAAAGAGUUUCUUUUUCUUUCUUUUAAACCUCUCAAAUCCCAGUGAAAAAUGUUAAAACUGAUUUGUCCUUGAAUGAUGUCAAUGUUUCGUCAUAAUUUUUUUCCCCCUAAAUGAAUUGUCUUAGCAGCUCACAUAGUCAAAGUCCAAAAGAUCUUAGCUUUUUCUGAUGUCAUCGCUUUUGUUACAACUAGUGAUAUUAUUAUAUAUAUAGCAGCAUUUGUUUUAGCCUCCUAAAGGUUAGAUGCAUUGCAUCUGUGAAUUUAAGCAGCCAAGACCAAGAUAAAAAGGGUAUUUAUAGGAGCACCGAAACACAUCGGUAUUAAAUAACCAACAAAAAAAGGAACAUUAUAAAAAGCCCAUGCUCCCUUUCUUUUGCAAAACUCCGUCAUUAUUCGGUACCAACAACUCCUCCACUUUCUCAUUAUUUGCUUUCAAGCGUACUUGUCAAAUGGCUCGAUCUGCACUGGAUGAAAUGUCAGAUUCUGGGGCUUUUAUGAGAACUGCCUCAACAUUUCGUAACUUCAUCUCUCGAGACCCUGGUUCUCAGUUUCCACCUGAGUCAGGAAGGUAUCAUUUGUAUGUAUCUUAUGCUUGCCCUUGGGCUUCCAGGUGCCUUGCAUACUUGAAGAUCAAAGGACUUGACAAGGCCAUUGGUUUUACGUCAGUCAAACCCAUAUGGGAAAGGACAAAGGAAACUGAUGAGCACAUGGGAUGGGUUUUUCCCACUUCUGAUACAGAAGAGCCAGGUGCUGCACCCGACCCCUUUAACGGAGCAAAGAGCAUAAGGGAACUAUAUGAGCUUGCAAGUACGAACUAUACUGGGAAGUACACAGUCCCUGUCCUAUGGGACAAGAAGUUCAAGACUAUUGUUAGUAACGAGAGUGCUGAGAUAAUCCGCAUGCUUAAUACCGAAUUCAACGAUAUAGCUGAGAAUCCUGCUGUGGACCUAUAUCCUCCACAUUUGAGAGCCGAAAUUGACAAGACGAAUGAGUGGAUAUACAGCGGAAUCAAUAACGGUGUUUACAAAUGCGGGUUUGCUAGAAAACAAGAGCCUUAUGAUGAGGCUGUAAAACAACUAUAUGACGCUUUGGACCAAUGUGAGGAGAUUCUUUCCAAGCAGCGGUACCUUUGCGGAAACAUUCUAACCGAGGGAGAUAUUCGACUGUUUGUAACCCUCAUAAGAUUCGAUGAGGUCUAUGUCGUACAUUUCAAGUGCAACAAAAAGCUUCUACGGGAGUACCCGAAUUUGUUCAACUAUACCAAGGACAUUUACCAAAUUCCAGGCAUGAGCAGCACGGUGAAUGUGCAACACAUCAAGCGCCACUACUAUGGUAGCCACCCUUCUAUAAAUCCAUUCGGGAUAAUCCCUGUUGGCCCAAAUAUUGACUAUUCUUCUCCUCAUGACCGAGCACGGUUUACCGCAUAGGAAGUAUGUAUCCCAUACUAUAAGCUCUUGUUUAUUUUGUUCAAUGAUGCACCGAUGCUCGCUGUUGCGGUCGACAACUCCCCUUGCAUUUAAGAUGAAUUAAUUCUGGAAAAGACAUUAUAUGUUAUACUCUCGUGGAUCAAAGUUUUUAGUUUUUUCAUUGUGGCAGGUUGUUUUUAGUUACCAAUAAAUACCUAGAAGGGGAACGAUGGUCGCUUCAAUAUUUUCUUUGAUAAUCAGCUUAAUAUGCAUACAAGCAGUAUAUGGAAUUAUAUAUAUUUGUAUCUAAUCAAAGUUUUACGGUGUCAUUUGUGAUUAAA
Gossypium arboreum is the source of this 4584-nucleotide messenger RNA. RefSeq lists its product as uncharacterized. NCBI's taxonomy places the organism in Eukaryota, Viridiplantae, Streptophyta, Magnoliopsida, Malvales, Malvaceae. The record is from RefSeq and is a predicted model, not a curated record. The transcript has 6 exons. Gene Ontology annotation, molecular function: glutathione transferase activity. The coding region runs from base 3197 to 4264 and encodes 355 amino acids. Gene Ontology annotation, cellular component: cytoplasm.